This is a messenger RNA of Fraxinus pennsylvanica, 459 nucleotides long. NCBI's taxonomy places the organism in Eukaryota, Viridiplantae, Streptophyta, Magnoliopsida, Lamiales, Oleaceae. The record is from the annotation of a GenBank genome assembly.
AUGAAUGAUUUCGUAGUGGUUGAAGAUGAGCAAAUCGAUUGGAACCUUCUAAUUGACAACAUACCAGAUGAUCUGAAUUUUGAAUUCUUGGAUGAGCCCGUGAGGGAAUUGUCGAAUCCCUUGAACCCUUCACCGGAUUCGGAUUCAUUGUCGAUCGAGGACAUAGAGCAGCUGCUCAUGAACGAUGACUCCAAUGUAGCCCUGCACGAUCACGAACAGGUUUCUGCGGAUGGCUUUCUUACGGACGUACUUCUAGAUUCUCCUGCGGCUUCCGAUCUGUCUGAUGAAUUGAUUGAUGGUCCCGAAAAGGAUUCUUCUAGCCCAUUGUCUUCGGAAGAGGAUAAGGAUAAGGAGACCCAUGAUAGCCAGGCGGAAGCUCUAGAGAAGCAGAACGACGAUGUCCAUGUUGUGGAUGAUGAUGAUCCUGGUGCCAAAAAACGCAAAAGGUACUUCAGAUGA